Molecule: messenger RNA, 1875 nt
Organism: Struthio camelus australis
Lineage: Eukaryota; Metazoa; Chordata; Aves; Struthioniformes; Struthionidae
Source: RefSeq, a predicted model, not a curated record
CUGGGCGGUGCGGUGGCUGGUGAGAUCCUGGAAAUGGGGGUCCCCAGGGAGAUGAUGGUUGGUUUGGAAGAGGAGUUACUGCAAACGCUUCCAUCCUGUGCUUUCCACACAAGCCCAGUAUUUUACAAAUCUGCAGCUCCACUUGCAAAAAGACGCAUGAGGUGGUUUGGCAGUGGGCCCAGGCAGUGGUUGAGGGUGGCCUCAAUGGAGGCGACGUGGUCCUGCCCUGUGGCUUGCUGGAGGGUGGAUCUUGCUGGGAAGUGCUGAGGUGCGGCGGUUUGGUGUCACUUCCCCAGCUGAGCCCCUGCUGCCCUCUCGUUCCAGCCUGCUGCAGCCAGAGCCGCUGGUCCUGGCUCCUCCGGAGAUGCUGAGCCAAGCCAGGAGCCAUGGUUGGAUCCAGGAACGCGGGUUGGAGAGAGGCAAAUCCUUUAAACCUUCCUCUGAGCUGCUGAAGCCCAAACUUGCCAAAAAACAGCCCAGCACUUGCCUCCGCUCGGUGACAGCCAGAGCAAAGGCAGACCCCAAGUUUGGGGAGCUCUUCCUCUUUGACAUCCCUGUGCUGAUGUGGGACCAGCACUUCAGCCCAGAAACCUGGGACAGGCUGAAGACACGACAUGUCCCAUAUGGCUGGCAAGGCUUGUCUCAUGCAGCCAUUGGCAGCACCCUCCGGCUCCUCAACUCCUCCUCCAACAGACACCUCUUCAACAGAGAUAACUUCCCCAGGGGCUGCGUCCGCUGCGCUGUGGUAGGCAACGGAGGCAUCCUCAAUGGCUCGCAGCAGGGCAAGGAGAUCGAUGCUCAUGACUUGGUGUUCAGGCUCAACGGUGCCGUGAUCAAAGGCUUCGAGGAAGAUGUUGGUACCAAGAUCUCCUUCUAUGGUUUUACAGUGAACACCAUGAAGAACUCCCUUAUUGCCUAUGAGGAGUAUGGCUUCACCCAGAUACCCCAGGCCAAGGACCUGAGGUACAUCUUCAUCCCCUCAGACAUACGCGACUACGUCAUGCUGAAGUCAGCCAUCCAGGGCUGCCUGGUCCCCGAGGGUUCAGACAAGGGUGACGAGCCACAGAAGUAUUUUGGACCAGAGGCAUCUGCAAAGAAGUUCAAGCUGCUGCACCCAGAUUUCAUACAUUAUCUAACAGCAAGGUUCUUGAGGUCAGAAAUCAUCAAUACUCAGUACGGCUACCUCUACAUGCCCAGUACUGGUGCACUCAUGCUCCUGACAGCACUCCAUACCUGUGACCAGGUCAGUGCCUAUGGGUUCAUCACUGACAACUACGAGCAAUUCUCGGACCACUACUAUGAGCUGGAGAAGAAACCAUUGGUGUUUUAUGCCAACCACGACAUGAUGCUGGAGGCAGAGCUGUGGAAGAGCUUGCAUCGAGCAGGGAUCAUGAAACUUUACCAGCGGUGAGGCAGGGCAGCAGCCCAUGGGGUCAAGCCCCUCGGACUCUCGCAGUGUCACAGAAGUGGUUCUUCUUCUCUUUCCUGAAGGCUCCCUUCUCUCUCCUAAGGCUAUCCAGGACUUGUAGGCUAGCUGCUGACGUGCAGGCCCUCUACACUUCAGUUGCUGGCAGCUGCCUGCCAACUUGCAGGCAGGUAGUGGUGGUGGAAAGGGGCAAGCCAAAAGGGUUAGGGAAAUGCUGCAACACUUCCUCAGGGAUCUGCAGGAAACUUGUUUUGUGGCUAGCGCAAUUCAAUGCGGCCUUUGUGGCACCAAGAAGCACCACUGCAUGUGGCUGUGACCUCCCAAUACUGCAAACACCUCUGUGGGGCAACAGCAACCACCCGGGAAGAAUUGUGCCUGGCUGCCAGGAAGGGCAGGAUGAUGGUUUAAGAGGACACUGGAGAAGUGUGGGUGUGACAGCCCCCACCCCC